Molecule: messenger RNA, 999 nt
Organism: Aspergillus mulundensis
Lineage: Eukaryota; Fungi; Ascomycota; Eurotiomycetes; Eurotiales; Aspergillaceae
Exons: 1
Coding region: 1-999 (332 amino acids)
Source: RefSeq, a predicted model, not a curated record
AUGGCCUCUAGAAGUCAUACAUUUCCAGCAUCGUACCACCGCCUUGCUAAACUAGAUAGGGAGGUCCGCCCUGAGGACUUCGAUGAAGACCUCACUGACUUGGAGAGUGACGAGAGUGACGAGAGUGACGAGAGUGACGAGGGUGACGAGAGUGACGAGGGUGAGGAGCCUGAAAAGGGGACUGGAGAGGAGAAUGAGGACGAGGACAAGGCCAAAGAUGAGGAUAAGGAUGAGGACGAGGAUGAUGACCACUACUAUGACCUCAAAAAUCAACGCAAUGAACGGAAAUGGGAGCUCCGCGAACGGAAAGCCAUGAACGAGCAGCUUGCUAUUGACGCGGACAAGGAACAACAGGUUCAACGUGUGUUUGAAUCAUUCAAAUCCAGGCUUGAGAGGGGUAGAAAGAAGCGAUCUGGAACUCUCAAAUUCCACACCACCACCACCAACUACUUCCGCCUCUACUCUUCAGACUACAUCAAGUUUUGCUACGACUCCGAGUCCUAUGAGCCGACAUAUCUCGAGUUGUCAGAUGCAGGCGAGUGCUAUCCACCUCAUCCACCGCCGGCUGGGCAUCAGACAAACCUCGCCAUGAAUUGUCGUGCCUAUCUCGGUGACGCUCAAUUCGACCACACUUUCGAGGCCUUCUUCCCUCCAAAGCACGCAACUCUGGAGUAUCAGCAAAUGCAAACUUAUUAUCAUCGCAAAGGGCUUGCCAUUCAGUUCCUCAACAGCAACCAUUUGAAGGUACGAGCCAGUCGCGACUUUGUUCCUGUCAAGGACUAUAAAGAUGCUCCAGAAGCGCCAGAUAUCUUUGAAUUCGUGGGCAUCCGCGAUACCGAGAAGGAAGAAGAGGAGAAACAGCGCAAGGCUAAAGAGGAGGCCGAUGCUCGAGCCCUAGCUUCAGCCAAGCGUAAGCGCUCGCGCUCCCCAUCGCCGCGCGAGUCCUGGUUCGAGAUGAACCAUCCGAUGGGUUGGUGGAACCAGAUGCAUGGCUGGUAG